AUACAAUUAUUAUUAUGGGAUUCUCGGAACUACCAUUCGAAAUACUUUUGAAGAUUGCCGAUAAUCUAUGGAAUAAUGAAUUGCUGGCUUGUGCUCUGACGUGCAAGGGAUGGAGACACCCGUUUCUAAUGGUUUUGUGGAAAAAAAUACGCAUUUUUAACCUUAAAGAAAUGAAGGCAUUCAUCAAAAGUAUUAAAGCCUCAAAGAAUGUAUCCAGCUCACCUUCCCACUUGAUUCACACUUUAGAAUUGCGUAUUAAUUCCUGUGAUCUCAAAAGUUUCGAUAUGGAUAUUUCUGAAAUAUUUAAAUACACGCAAAACUUAAAGCACCUGUACCUAGGGGAUAUAGACUAUAAAUCUAUUUACACAGAGUCAACAAAAUCAGAAAAAGUGUGGAAGUUUCUGGAAAGCUUGACAAUGCGAUGCUGUGGAGCUAAAGAGAUACAGCCAGCAAAUAACAUACUCGAAUUUAUAUGCGCAUGCAAUAUGCUUCAGAAAUUACAAGUAUAUGAGCAAGGAUCGGGCUACCACAUAGAGUUUAGUAUGGAUGACUUUGACAAAAUGCACCAAAGCUUGCAAAAUCUAUCGUCUUUCGACCUUCAAAUAUAUCUCUGCCCUGACUUUUCGACUACAUUGAACACAAUUCCAAACACAACACCGGCUUUUGGCGUGACAUCCCUAUAUAUAGGUUCGAGAGAAAACCGAAAAUACGUAAACUCAGAAACAUCUAUAUGUCAGAACAACUGGAAUCCUUUGUGGUUGUGCUAUUUUGAAUACAAGUAUCCAAACCUGCGUUCCCUAACACUGGAUGUUGCGGGUUCACGAGAUAACCCGAUAAAUUCGGACCAGAGGCAAACGAUCAUAUCUCUUUUCCGAUCCAAUCCAAACGCUUUUCGGCACCUGGAAGAAUUUGGCUUGGUAACUGACACCUAUUUCGAGUCUUCUGAUUUUGUUUUGUGGGAUUUGCUUUGUACGUUAAAACUCCCUCUUAAGCAUUUGAAGUUAAAUGCGACAAGAUCUGGCAAAGUAGAUCCUUCGCACCCAAUGGAUACCAACAAGAUUUUACAAUACGUUUCCGAAACAAUCGAGACACUUUCGCUCACAGGGUUUAUAUAUAACAGAGACCACCAAAAUAUGACUCUGGAACUAUCCUAUUAUUGUCCGUUUUUGACGAAGCUUUGCAUCAGAGGAAAGAACGUGUCUCUUAAUCUAGACAAUAUAUUGGAAAAAUGUGUGGCCCUCAAAAAACUGAAGUUCGCUGGAGAAAGAUUAUUCGUUAAUACGAUCACGACAAACGAGGAGCCAAAGAAACAACAUGGACUACAGAAACUGAUGCUAUAUGAUUGUGCUAUAAAGGCCGAAUUAUUUCAUUACAUAUCAUUCAGGUGUAGAAGUCUUAAGGAUAUGACUUUGAGGAAUAUGUUCAUCGAGGGAUCUAUUUGUGAAGAAACUGGGCGUUUAUUACUCGAUAUGCAAUAUACUUUCUUAACAACUCUGUACAUCGGCAAGAUUAAAUACGGUGAAUCAUACGAAGAAAUGGAUUCAGCCUAUGAUAUCGCUCUGACACUCGUGUCUCAAAUAACCAAACCUCAAAUGUUUAAUGAAAGAAACAAAAAGGAAGAAACGGAAAUAGACUCAAAUCAGCCUAUAGUUGAAAGCUACGAUCUCGAAUGGUUCUAUACUCAUGAGUACAAUUGGAGAGAUGGAACGUCCACCACAGACAGCAUGGAAAUUUCAAAAGAAAACAUCAAAAUUAUACAUGAAUACUUUAAAAACUUUCCGUUAAACAGCAGGAACCUAAGUUCAUAUGAGGAUGAACUGGAUCUUGAAGAGGAACCAGAAAACUGGUGGAAAUUCGAACUUUAUAGAGGGUAUGGCGAAUUUAGAUUUGGCAAGGUUGAACAUAUUUCUAUAUUGGGAGCAUCCGACGAUGAGUUUUAGGUAAUACGUUGUAUAAGAAGCUAUUUUCAAAAGCAAAUAAAGUAAAUUAC
This is a messenger RNA of Phycomyces blakesleeanus NRRL 1555(-), 1990 nucleotides long. RefSeq lists its product as hypothetical. The transcript has a single exon. The record is from RefSeq and is a predicted model, not a curated record. Gene Ontology annotation, molecular function: protein binding. NCBI's taxonomy places the organism in Eukaryota, Fungi, Mucoromycota, Mucoromycetes, Mucorales, Phycomycetaceae. Bases 15 to 1940 code for a protein of 641 amino acids.